UCUAGGAAAUUUGCAAUUAACUCCCGUAACAUUUUAACUCUUAUUUUUUAGUUUCCAUAAGGUUUACAGAAUUCUUUCUUGUGAUAGCAACAUUGUAUUAAUCACUUGUCUGUUCUACUCCUUUAAUUAGCACGGCUAAUUUUUCUGUCAAUUAUUCAAUUUCAUAAAGAUUAUGACUUCGAUCGAAGUUAUAAGCUAUGCACACAUCAUUGCCCCAUAUUUUCUUUUGUAGGGUUGAUUUGAAGAUUAGCAGCCCACAGAGAUUUGUUUGGAAAUGCACACAACUUUAAUUUCUUGUCCUAGUUUCCAGCUGUCUCUAUGUGACUAGCAGCCUUAUAACUUUUUUCAUUCACUAGUCUCUUUUAUUCUAUCUUCUGCAUUAAUCAUCUCUAGGUAUAGUAUUUCGUUUACGUUGUGGAUUAAUAUUCAUCUUCAGGUCAUAACUUGAUUAGACGACGAGGAGAUAGCGCGCUAUGAGAGUAGUAUGACAAAUAUAAAAUUACAACAAAUUAUAUAGCAUAUCUCAUGGCGGCCAAUAUAUAGUAGAUAAAACAUGCCAGCAUAUCCUGUCUCUUUCCAAAAAAUAGGACUUUCUAAUUUUCAUGUUCAACUUCUUUUGUUAAGUAAGAAAGAUUCUUUGGCCAACUGGCUUCAAUGGCAAUUUCCUCAUGCCCCCUAUUAUAUAAUGCUUUUCUUUCAAUUAAACAUUUGCAAAACCCAUUUUCCCCUUUAGUUUCUCCUAACAUAAUUGAGAUUCAAUUCUAUAGCUAAGAAAAUGGGUCGUCUAAAUCUUCUUAUGGCAGUAGUGUUGUCAAUAUAUUCCGUUGGUGUUUUGUUCAUGCCAAACUUGGCUUCUGCACAACUGAAAACCAAUUAUUACGCCAAUACCUGUCCUAAUGUUGAAUCCAUUGUUAGAAAUGUGGUUAACCAGAAAUUCCAACAAACAUUUGUCACAAUCCCUGCUGUUCUCCGUCUCUUCUUUCAUGAUUGCUUUGUCGAGGGUUGUGAUGCUUCAGUGAUAGUAUCAUCUACACCAGGAAACACAGCUGAGAAGGAUCACCCAGAUAAUCUAUCAUUGGCAGGAGAUGGAUUUGAUACUGUGAUCAAAGCCAAAGCGGCCAUUGAUUCAAACUCACGUUGUAAAAAUAAAGUCUCUUGUGCAGAUAUUCUCGCCUUAGCCACUAGAGACGUCAUUCAGCUGUCGGGGGGACCAUGGUACCCAGUGGAAUUAGGAAGGCUAGAUGGGUUCACAUCAAAAGCUUCGAACGUGGAAGGAAAGCUGCCAAAACCAACAUUUAAUUUGAAUCAACUCAAUUCUAUGUUUGCUUCUCAUGGUCUAAAUCAGAGUGACAUGAUCGCCCUUUCUGCGGCCCAUUCUGUUGGAUUUUCACACUGUAGCAAGUUUGCCAACCGGAUUUACAACUUCAGCCCUAAGAAUCCAAUAGACCCAACACUCAACAAGCAAUAUGCAGCUCAAUUACAAGGGAUGUGUCCGAGGAAUGUUGACCCAAGGAUAGCCAUAAACAUGGAUCCCAAAACUCCCAGGACUUUUGACAAUGCCUACUUCAAAAAUUUACAGCAAGGUAUGGGCCUAUUCACAUCUGAUCAAGUGCUUUAUACAGACGGGCGGUCCAAGGGAACUGUCGACAUUUGGGCUAGUAACUCAAAAGCAUUCCAAAACGCAUUCGUCGCUGCAAUGACAAAGCUGGGCCGUGUUGGUGUGAAAACUGGGAGGAAUGGAAAUAUUCGUUUCGACUGCGGCAGAUUUAAUUGAAUAGUAGUAUUCUAUUUUGUCAUUUUGGCGAACGGCUAAUUAAGUUAAUUCUUCUUUUUUAUUUUCCUCACAAGGCGGAGAGGCUCGAAUAAAGGGGACGAGGAUUGAACCUUACACCGUAAGAUGUAAAAUAAUAGUAUCACGGAAUUACUAUUCAAUCCUCGAAAUAAUAAGUUGUUCAAAUAAAUGGGGAUUAAGUUUCCUUUAUCUUUGCGGAAGGGGGUGUUUUUGUAUUCGUGGGAUGUGUAACUGUUGAAUAAAAUUGUGCGAAAUCCAUUGUUCAUAUGUACGAAAUUAAAAACUAGUAUGCAGGGACUUUAAUUGGUUA
Molecule: messenger RNA, 2102 nt
Organism: Nicotiana attenuata
Lineage: Eukaryota; Viridiplantae; Streptophyta; Magnoliopsida; Solanales; Solanaceae
Product: peroxidase 51-like
Exons: 4
Coding region: 776-1774 (332 amino acids)
Biological process (GO): hydrogen peroxide catabolic process; response to oxidative stress
Molecular function (GO): heme binding; peroxidase activity
Source: RefSeq, a predicted model, not a curated record